Molecule: messenger RNA, 1386 nt
Organism: Prunus armeniaca (apricot)
Lineage: Eukaryota; Viridiplantae; Streptophyta; Magnoliopsida; Rosales; Rosaceae
Source: the annotation of a GenBank genome assembly
AUGCUGCGAAAGGACAACUUCACAUGGACGGUAGAAGCAGAACAAGCUUUCGAAGCUCUCAGAACGACACUGACAACCAGGCCAAUCCUUGCAUUACCAGAUUUCGCCAAGGACUUUGAGGUAGAAUGUGAUGCUUCCAAUGGUAGUAUAAGAGUCAUCAUGUCGCAAGAUCGUCAUCCUAUUGAGUACCUUAGCAAGGCACUCUCAGAGAAACAUAAAGCUCUCUCAGUCCAUGACAAAGAAAUGUUGGCCGUGGUGUACGCAAUGGAGCAUUGGUGGCCCUAUUUGUUAGGCAGGAAGUUCAAAAUCUUAAUUGAUCAUCAGAUAAUCCGGUACUUCUUAGAGCAAAGAAUUACAACUCCCACCCAAGAAAAAUGGUUGCUCAAGUUGCUAGGGUAUAAUUACGAGAUCGAGUAUAGAGCCGGAGCAAGAUCCUAUGGCACAUUGAUCUUGUCAAUUCAGAACAACACCAAUAACAAUCCUAAGUAUACUUUGUCCAACAAUUGCCAUUAUUUUAAAGGAAUGGUGUUUGGGCCAUCUAAUUUGGCUUGUAGAGGUCGCAUCUUAGAAGAGUUUCAUAGCACUCCAGCUGCUGCCUGUGACACUUGCCAACGCCAGAAGUAUGAAUCUAUCAAGCCGCCUAGUCUUCUCCAACCUUUGCUAGUUCCGGAUGCUAUUUGGCAAGAUAUUGCCAUGGACUUUAUUGAAGGUUUGCCACCUAGCAAGGGCAAAAACUGCAUCUUAGUGGUAGUGGACAGAUUAUCAAAGUAUGGUCAUUUCCUACCUCUCAAACACCCUUAUACUGCUGAGAUUUUUAUCCGAGAAGUAUUUAAACUACAUGGCAUGCCCCACACAAUUGUGAGUGAUCGAGAUCCCACAUUCCUAAGCCAAUUUUGGACAUCUUUUUUUUCCAAGCUCAAGGAACCAAGAUCUGCCAUAGUUCAGCUUACCAUUCCCAAACAGAUGGCCAAACUCCUACUUCGUGGUCUAACUGGUUACCUUGGGCUGAAUGGGGAUAAGCAUAAGACUGAGCGUGAAUUUCAGAUAGGUGACUGGGUGUAUUUGCGGCUCCAACCUUAUCGCCAAGCCACUCUCCACGACUCUCAGUCUCCUAAACUCGCUCCUUACUAUUACAAUCCCUUCCAGAUCACUUCUCGUGUAGGGACUGUAGCGUAUAAACUGGCGUUGCCAGUCAUUGCCAAAAUCUCACUGCUUAAGAAGAAACUUGGCUCUUCUGUGGUUCCUAAUCCCACCUUACCACCCAUUUCCGAUGGUGCAGCUUACCCACUGAGGAUGCUACAUGGUGUGAUGCAUUGGACAUUGAAACCCAUUUUCCUUCCUUCCAAAGUUGAGGACAGGUUUAUUCUUAGGGGGCAGGAUUGUUAG